This is a messenger RNA of Medicago truncatula (barrel medic), 1177 nucleotides long. RefSeq names its product eukaryotic translation initiation factor 3 subunit G. The coding region runs from base 60 to 938 and encodes 292 amino acids. The record is from RefSeq and is a predicted model, not a curated record. Gene Ontology annotation, cellular component: cytoplasm; eukaryotic translation initiation factor 3 complex. The transcript is spliced from 2 exons. Gene Ontology annotation, molecular function: RNA binding; translation initiation factor activity. NCBI's taxonomy places the organism in Eukaryota, Viridiplantae, Streptophyta, Magnoliopsida, Fabales, Fabaceae.
AACAGAACAGAAAAGGUUCCAUCUAUCUAUCUUAGGGUUUGUGUUCUAAUCAGACAGACAUGGCGGCGGCGAUUCAGGCUGAACCGGCGAAGCUAAGGUGGGGAGAAUUGGAGGAAGACGAUGGCGAAGAUCUGGAUUUCCUGUUACCACCACGUCAGGUGAUAGGUCCUGAUGAAAAUGGAAUCAAAAGGGUUAUUGAAUACAAAUUCGAUGAUGAUGGUAAUAAGGUUAAGAUCACUACAACCACUCGCACCCGCAAACUUGCCAAUGCGCGUCUCAGCAAACGCGCCGUUGAGCGCCGUUCCUGGCCUAAAUUCGGAGACGCCGUUCAUGAAGACGUCGGUGCCCGCCUCACUAUGGUCUCCACCGAAGAGAUCCUUCUCGAACGCCCCAAACCACUUGGUUCCAACAAGGAGGAUCCAAAGACUGCUGACCCACUCUCUCAAUUCAAUAAAGGUGCUGUUCUUAUGGUAUGCAGGACCUGCGGGAAGAAGGGUGAUCAUUGGACUUCAAGGUGUCCAUAUAAGGAUCUCGCACAGCCUCCUGAGACUUUUGUUGAUAAACCUGUUGCGACAGAUGCUGCUCCUGGGGCUUCAGCUGGCUCAGCAAAGGGUGCAUAUGUACCUCCUAGUCUGAGAGCUGGUGCCGAGAGGACUACUGGCUCUGACAUGAGGCGGAGGAACGAUGAGAAUUCUGUUCGGGUAACCAACCUCUCUGAGGACACAAGGGAACCAGAUUUGCUCGAGCUUUUCCGGCCUUUUGGUGCUGUCAGUAGGGUCUAUGUUGCUAUUGAUCAAAAGACUGGCAUGAGUAGGGGCUUUGGCUUUGUCAACUUUGUUAGCAGGGAAGAUGCUCAGAGGGCUAUCAACAAACUCAAUGGAUAUGGCUACGAUAAUCUCAUCCUAAGAGUUGAAUGGGCCACCCCAAGAACAACCUAAGCAUUGGGUGUUUUCGAGUUUUUUUUUGCCCCCAUCUAUCUCCGAAAGUCUACCUGUUUUUGUAAUCCAAGUUCAGGACCAUCUAUUUCCUUUGUUUUGAAUUGUAUUAUUGAGAAGUAAAUGUUUUCUCAAGAUCAAUUGUUGGUUAUUUAUGAUAAUCAGUAUUAUAAGGAUUGUUUACUCAAAAUUACUUGUUGGUUAUUGAUAAUAAUUAUGAGGAUUGGUUACAUGGUUCACAA